AGCGUCUUAAUAAACGCCGCUUCAUCUGUUUUAGCCUUUUUUAUUCCCCUUUUCUCUAGGGUUUUUGUUUCUUUGAUUUUCCCGAGAAAAUGAGAGAAUGCAUUUCGAUCCACAUCGGUCAGGCCGGUAUCCAGGUCGGAAAUUCCUGCUGGGAACUCUACUGCCUCGAGCACGGCAUUCAGCCCGAUGGACAGAUGCCAGGUGACAAGACCGUUGGUGGAGGAGACGAUGCCUUCAACACAUUCUUCAGCGAAACCGGUGCCGGAAAGCACGUGCCACGCGCCGUUUUCGUGGAUCUGGAGCCCACCGUCAUCGACGAAGUGAGAACCGGUACCUACCGCCAACUCUUCCACCCGGAGCAACUCAUUAGCGGCAAAGAAGACGCUGCCAACAACUUCGCUCGUGGACAUUAUACCAUUGGGAAGGAGAUUGUUGAUCUUUGCCUUGAUAGAAUCAGGAAGCUUGCUGAUAAUUGCACUGGUCUACAAGGUUUCUUGGUGUUCAAUGCCGUGGGUGGUGGAACAGGUUCAGGCCUGGGUUCGCUUCUCUUGGAGCGUCUCUCUGUUGAUUACGGCAAAAAGUCAAAGCUGGGUUUCACUGUUUUUCCCUCACCACAGGUUUCAACCUCUGUUGUUGAACCCUACAACAGCGUGCUUUCAACCCAUUCACUCCUCGAACACACUGAUGUCUCUGUACUUCUUGACAAUGAAGCCAUUUAUGAUAUCUGCCGCCGCUCUCUUGACAUUGAGCGCCCCACUUACACCAACCUCAACCGCCUUGUCUCGCAGGUGAUUUCGUCCCUCACUGCCUCUUUGAGGUUCGAUGGAGCACUGAAUGUUGAUGUAACCGAGUUCCAAACUAACUUGGUUCCCUAUCCAAGGAUCCAUUUUAUGCUUUCCUCUUAUGCUCCUGUGAUCUCUGCUGAGAAAGCAUACCAUGAGCAGCUUUCUGUUGCUGAGAUUACCAACAGUGCUUUUGAACCAUCUUCUAUGAUGGCCAAGUGUGACCCACGCCAUGGCAAGUACAUGGCUUGUUGUUUGAUGUAUCGUGGUGAUGUUGUUCCCAAGGAUGUGAAUGCUGCUGUGGCUACCAUCAAGACCAAGCGCACGAUCCAGUUUGUGGAUUGGUGUCCCACUGGGUUUAAGUGUGGUAUCAAUUAUCAGCCUCCAACUGUUGUUCCUGGAGGUGAUCUUGCCAAGGUGCAGAGGGCUGUGUGCAUGAUCUCUAAUUCCACCAGUGUUGCUGAAGUGUUCUCCAGGAUUGAUCAUAAGUUUGAUCUUAUGUAUGCUAAGCGUGCUUUCGUGCACUGGUAUGUUGGUGAGGGCAUGGAAGAGGGUGAGUUCUCAGAGGCUCGUGAGGACCUUGCUGCUCUGGAGAAGGAUUAUGAGGAGGUUGGUCUUGAGUCUGGUGACGGAGAGGAUGGUGAAGGAGAAGAUGACUAUUAGAAUGGAAAUGUUGAAUAUGCAGUAUCGUGUGCGUGUUAUGUACUUUUUCGUUUUCUUUGGGACAAAAAUUUGUAUGUUGUUUUUGGUUGCUGCUUGUGAUCAAUGUUUGUGCUCUUCAUAGCACAAAAGUUUAA
Molecule: messenger RNA, 1579 nt
Organism: Gastrolobium bilobum
Lineage: Eukaryota; Viridiplantae; Streptophyta; Magnoliopsida; Fabales; Fabaceae
Product: tubulin alpha chain-like
Exons: 4
Coding region: 90-1445 (451 amino acids)
Biological process (GO): microtubule cytoskeleton organization; mitotic cell cycle
Cellular component (GO): microtubule; cytoplasm
Molecular function (GO): structural constituent of cytoskeleton; GTP binding
Source: RefSeq, a predicted model, not a curated record